CUCUCGCAGGCAGUCGUGAUGCCGCGGCGCGCGCAUCGCCGCGCCAUGGAGGCUCGUCCACUCCCGGCGAUCGCGUGCGUGGUCUUGGUGUUGACGACGAUAGGCCUGGAGAGCGUGAUGUGUCAACUCCUCGGACUCCCGCAAUUGACUCAAACGCUGCUGCCGGGUCUGGGUGCCCUACCUCGGCCGCCAGCUACGCCCGCCGCUGCUGUCGCGCCGGUCCAGAAUCUGGCAUCGACGCUCACCCAGCUGCCCGGCCUGGCUCAACUGCCCGGAGCGCAGCAGCUGCCGACAGUGCCCGGAGCGCAGCAGCUGCCGACAGUGCCGGGAGUGUCGCAGCUGCCGACGGCGCCCGCCGCGAACCCGGCGGGGCUGCUCCCGUCCCUCCCGACACCCCUGGCUGUGCCGCGGGUGACCCUCCCGGCUCCAGCAGGCACCGGUCAACAGCCAUCCACUCUUAGACUGAUGACGAACACCCUCAGGCAGUUGAACCAGCAGCUCACCAACAUCAGAAACCAGCUGUCGACGGUGGGUGGGCUGACACCAUCCGGCGUGAGCCUGCUGCAAUUCCGCACCACCCCGGCCAUCAUCAGGCAGGGCAUCCAGGCCGUCCGAAACCUGCAGCAGGUGGCUGCCAGUCUCGGCCAGGGCCAGCAGCUGCCCGUGUCGGAGCUGAUCUACCCCUCUGCCAUUCGGACCGUUCUGAACGGCGCCAGCGCCCAGCCGACGGACAGCAGGACCGGCCAGACCUCACGCAUCGCCUGCGCCACUACGAGACCCACGUCGUGCGGUCGCGGUCCGUAUCGCACCAUGGACGGCACGUGCAACAACGAGGCGCAGCCAUUAUGGGGCAGCGCUGGCACUCCCCUGAUCCGGAUCCACCGCAGCACCUACCCCGACGGCAUCCUGCAGCCCCGCACGGCCGGCGUCGGCGGCACGCCGCUGCCGUCGGCGAGGCUCAUCAGCGCGCGCUGCACCCGCGUCCGCGAGGGCGUCGACUCGCGGACGCACACCCUGUCCGUGAUGCAGUGGGGGCAGUUCCUGGACCACGACAUCACGCACGUGCCCGUCCAGAGGUCGAACUCGACGACCGGCCUGGACUGCUGCACGCGCGGCGUGCCACGGGACGUCGUACGUCGCCUGCCUGAGUGUUUCCCCAUCGAGGUUGCCGCCAAUGACCCGUUCUAUGCGCGGCACGGGGUGCGCUGCCUCAACUUCCUGCGCAGCAUCCCGGCGCUGGGCCGCAGCUGCGUCAAUGAGCCGGCCCAGCAGCUGAACCAAAUCACGCACUGGAUCGAUGGCAGCAACGUGUACGGCAGCGACUUGGCGGGCCUGGCGCAGCUGCGCCGGGGCCGCUCCCGCCGCCUGCGGCUCUCCCGCGACGGCCGGCUGCCGCGCCUGCCGCACGGUGCCGAGGGCUGCGUCGAGAACGCCGGCAACGGCAUCUGCUACCGGGCAGGCGACUCGCGCGUGAACGAGCAGAUCUCGCUGACGCUGAUGCAUAACAUCUGGGCCAUCAUGCACAACCACAUCGCCGACCGUCUGAAGAGGCUGAACCCAGCCGCGUCCGAAGAGGACCUGUUUCAGGAGGCCCGGGCCCUGAAUGUGGCGCUGAUGCAGAAGAUCACGUACGAGGAGUGGCUGCCGAUCGUGCUGGGCCCGUCGUUGGUGCGGAGGCUGCGGCUGGACCGGCCGGCCCGCUACAUGCCCGCCCUCCACCCGGGCAUCAUCAACGAGUUCUCCGCGGCCGCCUUCCGCUUCGGACACUCCCUGGUGUCAGGCGUGGUCAAGGUGGCGGGCGGGAGCCGGCCGGUGCGGCUCAGUGACGUGUUCUUCAGCCCCGGCGCCCGGCUGCAGGAGCGGGGCAUGAGACUGGCCGUGGCGCGCAGCCUGGUGCAGCAGCCCGGCCAGGCCAUGGACACUACGUUCUCCGGCGAGAUCGUCGGCAAGCUUUUCCGCGGCCGGCACAAGCACGGUCUGGACUUGGUGGCGCUCAACAUCCAGCGCGGCCGCGACCACGGUAUCACCACCUACGUGCAGGCGCGGACCGCGCUCAGGGCCGCCUGUCCUGGCCUGGCGGCGCCCGUCAGCACCUGGCGGCAGCUGGCCGCCGGCAUGUCGGCGCGCGCCGUAUCGCGGCUGCGCUCCGUGUACCGGUCCGUGGAGGACAUUGACCUGUACGUGGCCGGGGUCGCCGAGAAUCGGGCCGCUGAGGGCAUACUGGGCCCCACCUUCCAGUGCAUCCUGGCCGAGCAGUUCGCGCGGCUCAAGUACGCCGACCGGCACUUUUACAACCACGUCGGCUCGAUGUUCAGCCGGGCUCAGCUGGCGGAAAUCCAGGCCACCACGUGGUCCUCCGUGCUGUGCCACACGUUCCCGGCGCUGCGUACCGUGCCGCGUAACGGGUUCCUCCGCUCCGGCAGAGCACCGGUGCCCUGUUCGCGUGUAGCCUCGCUGAAGAUGAGGAGCUGGCGGAGCGUGCUGCCGCGCCGCUGACGGCUCCGCCCAGCGGGAGUCAGCUGAGCCUGGCCGGCACCGUGCGGGGCGGACCGCCCCGGCGCCGACCGGCCCAGCUCACCGGAAGCCACGCUCGGGACGGGGCGCAGGUGCUCCCAGUGACGCGCAGCCGGUCCGCUGGCCAGGUGGCCACACAGCUGUCAGGAAUGGACAUGUUCUUCGCGGAUGCGUAACCAGGCAGAAUCACCCUACUUUAUUCUAAAA
Pollicipes pollicipes is the source of this 2721-nucleotide messenger RNA. Its product is annotated as chorion peroxidase. Gene Ontology annotation, biological process: response to oxidative stress. Bases 19 to 2496 code for a protein of 825 amino acids. The record is from RefSeq and is a predicted model, not a curated record. Gene Ontology annotation, molecular function: peroxidase activity; heme binding. The transcript has 18 exons. Lineage: Eukaryota; Metazoa; Arthropoda; Thecostraca; Pollicipedomorpha; Pollicipedidae.